This is a messenger RNA of Salmo salar (Atlantic salmon), 2666 nucleotides long. Lineage: Eukaryota; Metazoa; Chordata; Actinopteri; Salmoniformes; Salmonidae. The record is from RefSeq and is a predicted model, not a curated record.
AUGGCUGGGGGGGCUGUACCUCCCAGUUCUGCCCCAGAUGGAAGCACUCUGUCUGUGUUACUGUCCCGCUGGAUCUGGGCCUCAGGCAACUUCCAGCCCACCACAGAGCCGGAGGCGGGUUACCAGAGGGUCCUCCAGGUGGAUCUGGAGGUGAACGGGCUACUGGACCCGCUGGGCAGCCGGGUGGUGAUGUGGCAGGUGGAGUACCCUCCUACCCGCUCCCUCACUGAUGAGGUCCAGACCCUCAUCCGCCUGGCACCACAGGACUUGGGUGGCAUUGUGCCACUGGCAAUGGAAACUGAGAUUCUGAAUACAGCUGUGCUCACCGGGAGGACAGUUGCCGUGCCAGUAAAGGUGGUCACCGUAGGAACAGACGGCACAGUUACGGAUGUAACAGAGUCGGUAGAGUGUCGGUCGACCGAUGAAGAGGUGGUCAAGGUGUCGGAUCGUUGUGACUAUGUGUUUGUGAAUGGGAAGGAGACGAGGGGGAGGAUGAGGACGGUGCUCAACUUCACCUACAGCUACCUGAGCGCCCAGCUGGAGAUGAGUGUGUGGAUGCCCCGCCUCCCCCUGGUCAUCGACGUUGCUGACCCCGAGCUCAGCCAGAUCAAGGGCUGGAGGGUCCCGGUGGCGACCGGCAAGAGGUAUGAGAGGGUGAGUGCGGAUGAUGGUGAUGAAAGUGACAGUGAGAGGACAGAGAGUGGCUGUGUCCCCCAGUACCAGAGCACCACGGUGCGUGUCCUCACACACUUUGUGGCCCUGGGAGUUGACGGAAAUGGCCAACAGGACUUCUUGCUGGGCAGUGAUUGGCAGGUGGACGUGACUGACCUGGUCCAGGAUUUACUGAGGGUGGAGGACCAACGUGUGGCCUAUCUACUGGAGGGACAGGUCCUGAUUGGCCUCAACACUGGCACAGCCAAACUACAGGUGAUGUCACCUCUGUCUGACUUGAUCCUGGCUGAGCGGAUGGUCAGGGUUCUGGAUGAGAAAGUGAGCGUGACAGAGCUGGGAGUGCAGCUGGUCUCUGGCCUCUCUCUGUCCCUCCAGCUCAGCCCAGGGAGUAACAGGGCCAUAGUCGCCACUGCUACCACACAGGAAGUCAUGCAGAAACUCAAACAGGAGUCCCUCAUCAGUGCCUGGCUCCAAUUCAGCGACGGCUCCAUGACCCCUCUGGACCACUACGACCCCACCCAAUUUGUGCUCACAGCCACCUCAUUGGACGAGCAGGUGGUGUCGGUACGGCGCAGCGCGGAGUGGAAGUGGCCGGUCAUCGUGGCAAACGGCGAAGGUCAGGGGUUACUGGUGCGUGUGGAGAUGACAUCAUCAGAGAUCUGCCAGAAAACAAAGCGACGCACCAUUCUGGCAGCCGGGGUGGGAAAUGUCUGCGUUAGGUUUGGCCGCUCUGAGGAGCCAUACAGCCACCCUGGAGGCAAAACACGACCAGACCCGCCCUACUACGGAGGCUCCAUCUCUGACAUUGAGGCUGGGAUCAUGAACCGGGGGGCCACGACAGUCAAGACCCCUAUCCCAGUGAGGCCCAACGGGGACAGGCUGUCGGCCGACGGAAGAGUCCCUGGCGGAUUCUCUGAGUUCCCUGCCCAGGAAGAGCUGCCGCGGGGCCGCAGCACGGACGAGGAUCUGUUGUCAUCACGCCGCAGCCUCACUGACCUGGAGAUCGGUAUGUACGCACUGCUGGGGGUCUUCUGCCUGGCCAUCCUGGUCUUCCUCAUCAACUGCAUCUCCUACGCCCUCAAGUACCGCCAUAAAGAGCUGCCCCUGGAGGCCCCCGAGGCCAUGCCCCAUGCCCACGACUGGGUGUGGCUUGGCCAGGAGGAGGGCCUGUGUCUGCAGCAGCAGCAGGACGAGCUGGGCAGCACCCUGGAAGAAGGCAGCCAGUUGCUGAACGGCGGUGUUCUGAAGGGUAGUGCCCAGGGAGGCUGCCCGGGAGGCAGGAACGAGUCACUCAACUCACCCACCACCAAGAGGAAGAGGGUCAAAUUUACCACCUUCGCCAACAUCAAGUCCAGUAAUGGAUGCCCAGUUCUAAGCCCGCUGGCACUCGGACAGACCACCGACAUUAAGUGGGUAUGUCCGGACAUCGAGCUGGGGGACUCGCAAGAGCUCCGGAAUUACAUGGAGAGAUUGAACGAGAAUGCUACAAAAAACAUUGUAUAGAGGGCUUGAUUUUUUUUGUGGACAAAUGAGUAACUCUAACUCACCCGAAUGCCUUCAGAGUAAGAAGGGAGUAAGGGGUGCUUUUUACCGGAACUGCUUGGCACUGUACCUCGCCAUGACAACAAGAUGGAACAUUCCAGCAAGUGUUGUUUCCAUGGUAACUGUUGUAAUAGUUGAUGAUCAUAAAUGAGGUGGGGGGUGGGAAUUGCCAUGACACCACAUUGGAUAUGUGGGAAUUUGUGAACUUGAAUGUCACUUUAAUUCGUUUAGAUGUCUGUUCCCUUGUCUUUAAUUAAAGAAAAGCUAACAGUGCAUUCAGAAAGUAUUCAGACCCCUUCACUUCCUUAUUUUUCAAAUGAAUUCAAUUCAAUUUUUCCCACUUCAAUCUACACACAAUAUCCCAUGACGACAAAGCAAAAAUAGGUUUUUAGACAUUUUUGCAAAUGUAUUACAAAUAAAAAACAGAAAUACCUUAUUUACAGAAGCAUUCA